AAAGAAUUGUAGAUAAAAUGGCGUUGUGUUGUGCCAUUUCAAAUGAAGUUCCAGAAUACCCUGUGGUAUCUCCAUCGUCGGGUGCGAUAUUUGAAAAAAGAAUAAUCGAAAAAUACAUACAAGAAAAUGGCGUGGAUCCUAUUAGUGGCAAAGAACUGACAAUCGAUGAUUUAAUUGAAAUCAAAACUCCCCCUGUUGUUAAACCCAAACCACCUAGUGCAACUAGCAUUCCCGCAACCUUAAAACUUUUACAAGAUGAAUGGGAUGCUGUUAUGUUAUAUAGUUUUACACAAAGACAACAACUUCAAACAGCUAGACAAGAAUUAAGUCAUGCCCUGUACCAACAUGAUGCAGCUUGUAGAGUAAUUGCCAGGCUUAAUAAAGAAGUCACAGCUGCAAGAGAAGCCCUUGCUACACUUAAACCUCAAGCUGGAAUUACAACAGUUCCACAGCCAGCUGUAGCUGCUGAAGCUGCAGGUGUAGCAAAUCAACCAACUGAACAAGCGGGUAUGAGUGAAGAAAUCAUAGAAAAAUUACAGGAAAAAGCUACAGUAUUGACAUUAGAACGUAAGCAGAAGGGAAAAACUGUACCUGAAGAUUUGACGACCCCUGAGCAGUUACGAAACUUCAGAACAUUAUCCUCACUUAUUGGAUUACAUUCAGCAAGUAUCCCUGGUAUAUUAGCAUUAGAUGUUCAUUUAUCAGACACAAGUAAAGUGUUGACGGGUGGUAAUGAUAAAAAUGCUACUGUAUUUAAUAAAGAUACUGAACAAGUAGUUGCCAUAUUAAAAGGACAUACAAAAAAAGUUACAAAGGUUAUUUACCAUCCAGAUGAAGAUUUAGUUUUAACUGCUUCUCCAGAUGCCACCAUUCGUGUCUGGAAUGUACCAACAUCACAAACAACUUUGCUUUUGCGACCUCAUGAAGGUCCUAUUACUGGUUUGUCAUUACAUCCUACAGGAGACUAUGUAUUAUCUACAUCAGAAGAUCAAUAUUGGGCGUUUUCAGAUAUCAGAACUGGUACUUUGUUAGCUAAACUUUCAGAUAAUACCAAUACACCUUUAACAACAGCACAGUUGCAUCCUGAUGGUUUAAUUUUUGGAGUUGGUACUGCAGAUUCUCAAGUCAAAAUUUGGGACUUAAAAGAACAGACUACAGCUGCAAAUUUCACAGGACAUUCUGGAGCAAUUUCAUCCAUAUCAUUCUCUGAAAAUGGUUACUAUUUAGCGACAGCUGCUGAUGAUGCUUGUGUAAAACUGUGGGAUUUGCGAAAGUUGAGAAAUUUCAAAACAUUACAAUUAGAUGAAGGUUACCAGAUUAAAGAUCUCUGCUUUGACCAGAGUGGUGCAUAUCUAGCGGUAGCUGGAACAGAUGUUAGAGUGUACCUAUGCAAACAAUGGCAAGAACUGAAAGUAUUUAACGAUCACACUGCUACUGCUACCGGAGUUCGAUUCGGUAAACAUGCCAGAUUUAUUGCCUCGACUUCCAUGGACAGGACGUUAAAAUUGUAUGGAUUAGAUUAAAAUAAUUCAAUAAUAAAUAUCUUAUAAAUAUGAACUUAACCUCAUUAUAUUUGAGCGUUCUUAUGGUUUUGGGUUUUUUUCAAAGAACAAAAAUUUCGAAACAUCAAAAUUUCUGCGUAGAAAUGUUUCCUACGUAUCAGAUACUAUCAUUAGUCGCUGUACAGUCAAGAUUUGCAACUAAAAAUUAAACAAAUUUGGUGCUAUUGCAUAUUUUUUUCUUAACCUUAGCUUUUGUAGUGCAAAAGUUAAUGUGUAAUUUUUAACACAGGAAAUCAAAAGUUAUGUCCUAAAUCGAAAUUUUAAGAAACAGCAAUACAGAAAAUUGAAGAAUUGCUUAGUAGUAAAAAGUUCAUAUUUUUAGGUUUUUAUUAUUGUUUAACUAUAACUUUAGUUUAGGGUGUCUUUUAUUAUAAAGAUCAAAAAUGUUUUUAUGGAUUCCAAUCUGUUUUAUAUAGAAUAAGCAAUUUAUAAAUGUGUCAAUAAAAAAUUACUUAAAAAU
Diabrotica balteata is the source of this 2022-nucleotide messenger RNA. The record is from the annotation of a GenBank genome assembly. NCBI's taxonomy places the organism in Eukaryota, Metazoa, Arthropoda, Insecta, Coleoptera, Chrysomelidae.